AUGUCAAUCAUCUCCAACUUUUACUUUUGCCAAUAUUUCGAAGUUGUCGUCGGCAAAUUGCUCAUGAUCACCUGGCAAUACGGCUAUUCUCCCAUUCCCGGUUCGUUUCUUUUCUGCUGAACAUGUAUUGCAAGUACGGUUUUCUUCAGGAGUGCCCAAAUCGACGCACUACCUCGGAUGGGCCAACGAGAACCAGCCGAUGAUGCCGAAAAUCCGACGAUUCGACGAUGCGCUUCCGCUGUUUCUCGGCAGUUUUCUGAUAUGGCACUACAUGAUGCAAAUGGUUUUCUUCAUCUUUUUCUAUUGUCUGGAGCGAGUGAUUGCGACAGUGUUGUUGGGGUCAGUCUCCACUAUCAUUUUUCAUUCGAUACACUGGUAACCACGCCUUCUUUUGCAGAACGUACGAGAAGCACAGCCGUUCGUACAUCGCCAUCUCGAUCCUGAUCGCGGCGAACCUCACGACGCUCACAGUCACUUAUCUGCUCUUCUUUCUCCACAUUUCAUUCGUCUCCAGUGUCCUCAUUUGUUCGUCAGUGGUUACUGUAUCUGUUAUUGUGGGUCUCGAUCUCGGACCACCGUAAUCCUUCCCUUUUCUCAGAUGUAUGUCACUAUACUUUUGGUGAAUGUGAAGAUUAGCAGGAACUUGAAGAAUGACACGUUGGAGAGGCGAAAGAGAAAAUUCGAAAAGUACUCGUUGGCCUAUCGAUUUCAACUCGAAGAAAACCUCCGAGCGUUUCAAGUAGGUCCAAUUACAGUACUCCUGUUACCUACGUCUUGCAGCUCGCCAGAAAAGUGAUAAUAUGGAUCGGAAUCUACAUUGUGCUGAACAUUUCGCUACUAUUCCUGAUCAACCUGGACCGCCUGCCCGCCCACGCAAAUCUCGUCCUCGUGUUCGUCGUCGAAAAUUGCAUUUAUCUGUGAGCGAACAGACACACUAAAUAUUUGGGCGGCGGUAGUUCAAACAUCGCAUUCUCAGAAAUCCGCUGCUCGUUUGCUCCGUCACCGUGACCGCCGUCGAACCGUGGCGCUCGGUGGUCGAGCGCGAUUUUCAAGUUUUCACGUCUUUUUUCGGCGCAACAAACAAAGUGGAGGAUUCGGAGCGAAUUGCGGAAGAAAAGAGUGGAGCCGCGCAACCUGCUCAGCUCGAAACGGACAUUUAUUUUCGAGAUUUGAACGCGAUGUGGGCUUGA
Molecule: messenger RNA, 1190 nt
Organism: Caenorhabditis sp. 36 PRJEB53466
Lineage: Eukaryota; Metazoa; Nematoda; Chromadorea; Rhabditida; Rhabditidae
Source: the annotation of a GenBank genome assembly